This is a messenger RNA of Panonychus citri (citrus red mite), 1697 nucleotides long. RefSeq lists its product as uncharacterized. Bases 81 to 794 code for a protein of 237 amino acids. The transcript is spliced from 5 exons. The record is from RefSeq and is a predicted model, not a curated record. NCBI's taxonomy places the organism in Eukaryota, Metazoa, Arthropoda, Arachnida, Trombidiformes, Tetranychidae.
AAGACUAACCAACAUUUCCCUCAUCCUAGCCAGUCAAGAUAAUUAUUUGUGUUUCAAAGUAAAAAUUCAAUUGUCUUAAUAUGGAAUCAGUUGUAUUUCUUUUACCAUCACUAAUGUUUACUUUAAUUACUUUUGAUUUGACCCUUGCUGACCAAUGUCCACCUGGAAAAGCAAUAGAAGCUGAUGUUUGUGCUUCUAAAUUGUUUGUCGUUGGUAACAGGGAAUCGCGAAUGCCCCAAACAAUCAGUGAAAUGGACAAAUAUUGCUCAUCUGUUCGAAAAGCAGGUAAAUGUCUAAAAUCAUAUUCGAGCCAAUGUCUUCUACCUUUACCGAAACAAAUAUCAUCGGUCCUAAAUCGAGCUGUCGAAACCAAUGUCAAUAGGAUUUGCAACACUCAAGAGGGAAGACAAGAAUUCAUUCGUCGAUUCUCAUGUGUCAACAAGAAUAUCAAUGCUCUACACCAAUGUAUGGACAAAUAUAUCGACAAUCUCGAGAGGAUCAAAGGUGCUGAUUCGAGGAAUAAAAUUGCAAUGACUUGUUGUUACUCUUCAUUUUUCAGAGCUUGUAUGGAGAAGGGUAUUGAAGGUAUUUGCCCCCCAGACUCUGAUGAAUACAUACAUGAGUUGAUCAUUAACUAUACUCGUGAAGUAUUGGAAACACUUUGUGGACAAUGGACUGGCCCUGGGGCUAAAGAACGUUGUGCCACAAUCCCCACCCUGCCUAAGAGAGACUCAAGAUCUUCCAAAAGCAUGACCCCUUAUAAUCCGAUUAUGGACAUUUUUGCAAAUCUGUGAAAGCCUUUCAACGCUCAUUAUGGUCAAUUUUUUUCUCUCAACUUCUCCUUCAUCAUUUUUCCUCAUCCCCUCAUCUUCCUUCUUACCAGAGAAAAACAUCAUUACUCUUUGUUCCUUUUCUACACUUGAGUAUCUACCUGUGUAUCUACUACCUGGUGGUCAUUUUAGCUUUAAGAAAGAUCUCUCUCUCUCUCUCUCUCUUUCUUUCUUUCUCUCCUUUUUAGAUUCUACUGACCAACAAAAAGCCAAAUCUUUCUCAUAAUUGUAUCUUAAUCUUCUACAAUUUUCUAUCCACUCCCUCCUCAUUUUCUCAUCCUCAUCCUUAUUCUCUCUUCCCUUUUUCUUAAUUAGCUAAACUAAAUUUUUCUUCUUGUAAGGGAGAAGUUAAAAGCUAUUUCUUAUCCUCUUUCUUACUCCAGAGGCUUCAGAUCAUCGAAUGAAAAUUCAACUGAUGAUAAAAGUUCAGUUGGCAAUAGAACUUGACUCCAGAAUUUGAUGUUAAUCAUGAUACAAUUACACAAAAAUAUCAACUGAUGGAGAUUAACAGUUAACGCUUAUGAUACUAAUAAUAUUACAUGGAGACAUUUAGUUAUUUCAAAAUGUGAAAUAAAUUGAAUCAGAUUCAUUAGAUUAAGUUUUGUUUAACUCUCUUAAUUAAUCUUUGAUUUUUAAAGUAAAAACUAUUAAAUUUCGCGGAAUUUAAAACUUAGGGGUCGCCAGAGUCUCGAUUGAUUUUCCUUUUAAAUUUACCAAUUGUUUUCUCGCUAAUUAAAAGUCUAAUCAAUGAUUAUUAAUGGAAUUUGAUUAAUUUAUUGUUCUCAACCUUUUGAUCUUUAGUAUUUACUCUCAAUUUGUUUUCUUUUUCUAUUUGUUUUAAUUAGCGAAAUCUUAACAAGUGAAACU